Messenger RNA from Rhododendron vialii, 1059 nucleotides. RefSeq lists its product as uncharacterized. The coding region runs from base 1 to 1059 and encodes 352 amino acids. The transcript is spliced from 3 exons. NCBI's taxonomy places the organism in Eukaryota, Viridiplantae, Streptophyta, Magnoliopsida, Ericales, Ericaceae. The record is from RefSeq and is a predicted model, not a curated record.
AUGGAACAAUGCGUUGUUCAUAGGGACAUAAAAGUCGAGCAACGUGAUGCUGGACUCAAAUUGCAAUGCUAUAAUUUGGCGGCUUUGUGGAUUUAUUGGUCUUCCAUCUUCAUUCUUCCUGCGAAAACUAUGAAGGAAAUUGAAAGUCUUCUUAGUUCUUUUCUUUGGAAAGGAUUGGAGUUGAAAUCCUCGGGAGCUAAGGUUGCUUGGGCUGCUGUCUGUGUUCCUAAAAAGGAAGGAGGUUUGGGUUUCAAGAGGCUCAUUGAAUGGAACAAGGCUUCAAUAUUAAGACACUUGUGGGCUAUUUACAAAAAGGAGGAUAUCCCAUGGCUGGAUAAUUGGCAUUCCCUUGGCCCUUUGUAUCUUAAGUUUGUAUCCCUUAAUGUGAAAGUGAGCUCUAUAGCUCAUAAUGGGAGAUGGAGGUGGCCUAGUAGCAGGAAUGUUGUGGUUAAAGAAAUCAUGGAGAAUAUUGCUCCUGAUUUGGUUCCUCAUGAAGAUAUAGUAGAUUUAGUUAUUUGGACUUUGUCUACUGCUCGUACCUAUUCUAAUAAGUCAGCUUGGGAAGCCCUACGUUCCAAAGCCCCUGAUGUUGGUUGGUGGCCCAUGGUUUGGUAUAAAAAACAUGUCCCAAGGUGGUCCUUUAUUUUAUGGCUAGCUAUUCUUGGGAGACUCUCUACCAAGGAUAGGUUGCAUAAUUGGGGGAUUAUAAAUGAUAGUUAUUGUGUGCUGUGCCGUAGCGGAGUGGAAUCACAUUCCCACUUGUUUUCGAUUGCCCUUUCGAUCUCUUCUUCUGUUUGGUUACGGGUCAGAACUUGUUGUGGCCUUCCAGCCCAUGCUUGGGAUCUUAAUUCUGAAGCUCAGUGGGGUUCUUUAUAUGGCAAGGGAGGUUCUAUGAGGGUCACCCUGUUUAAACCAUGUCUAGCAGCUUCUGUUUACUAUCUUUGGAAGGAAUGGAAUGGUCGGAUUUGUCUUCAAGUGGGUCAUAAAUCUAUUGGAGUUGAGAAGUUAAUUCUGGAUGAGGUUAAGAGUUGUGCUAGUUCCUGGAAACAUGAGCUCUAA